UCUCUCAUCUUUAAAGUCUCCUUUUUUAGCAAUAAUUCUCUCUCCCUCUCUCAUAAUUUUUUUCCUUCUGGUUCUUCCUCUCUCUCUUUACUUUCUCUUUAAUCACUCAUUCUUGAAUCUUAAUUCAAGAUCUUCCUUCUCUUCAUCCCAUUCAUACUUUUCCUCUUGGGUUUUCAGGAUCAAAUAAAAGUUAUUGUUUUAGGGUUUUUCUUUCCUUUUUUACGAUGGCGAGAGAGAAGAUUCAGAUCAGAAAAAUCGACAACGCGACGGCGAGACAAGUAACUUUCUCUAAACGAAGAAGAGGUCUUUUCAAAAAAGCUGAAGAGCUCUCCGUUCUCUGCGACGCAGAUGUUGCCCUCAUCGUCUUCUCUUCCACCGGAAAGCUCUUCGAGUUUUGUAGCUCAAGCAUGAGGGAAGUAUUAGAGAGGCAUAACUUGCAGUCAAAGAACUUGGAGAAGCUUGAUCAGCCAUCUCUGGAGUUACAGCUGGUUGAGAACAGUGACAACGCCCGGUUGAGCAAAGAAAUUGCAGAUAAGAGCCACCAACUAAGGCAAAUGAGAGGAGAGGAACUUCAAGGACUUAACAUUGAAGAGCUGCAACAGCUGGAAAAGGCCCUUGAAGCUGGUUUGUCGCGCGUGAUUGGAACAAAGAGCGAGAAGAUUAUGAAUGAGAUCAGCGACCUUCAAAGAAAGGGAAUGCAACUGAUGGAUGAGAACAAGCGGCUAAGGCAGCAAGGAACACAACUAACAGAAGAGAACGAGCGGCUAGGCGAGCAAAUAUAUAAUAAUAUGCAUGAAAGAUACGGUGGAGUUGAGUCGGAGAACACCGCCGUGUACGAGGAAGGCCACUCGUCGGAGUCCAUUACCAACGCUGGAAACUCCACCGGUGCUCCUGUUGACUCCGAGAGCUCCGAUACUUCCCUUAGGCUCGGCUUACGCUUACCGUAUGGCGGUUAGUUGGAACCACAAAAAGAAGUUGAUGGAGUGAGGACAUAAUUCUCUGUGAUUUCUCUUGUUUUAUGUAAGUUUUUGUCUGAAGAAGAGGUUCCUUUUAUGGUCUCUAUGAUAUAUUAGCUCUGGCAUUUCUGUGUUAUCAUCGACAGACUGUGGAUGGACAUCGUAAAUUCUUCUUUUUCUUUUUAUCAAAUAUGUGAGUUAUCAUUCGAAA
Raphanus sativus (radish) is the source of this 1167-nucleotide messenger RNA. RefSeq names its product MADS-box protein SVP-like. Gene Ontology annotation, molecular function: protein dimerization activity; RNA polymerase II cis-regulatory region sequence-specific DNA binding; DNA-binding transcription factor activity, RNA polymerase II-specific. The transcript has 9 exons. Gene Ontology annotation, biological process: positive regulation of transcription by RNA polymerase II. Gene Ontology annotation, cellular component: nucleus. The coding region runs from base 225 to 956 and encodes 243 amino acids. The record is from RefSeq and is a predicted model, not a curated record. NCBI's taxonomy places the organism in Eukaryota, Viridiplantae, Streptophyta, Magnoliopsida, Brassicales, Brassicaceae.